Molecule: messenger RNA, 1873 nt
Organism: Camelus dromedarius (Arabian camel)
Lineage: Eukaryota; Metazoa; Chordata; Mammalia; Artiodactyla; Camelidae
Gene: CTF1
Product: cardiotrophin 1
Exons: 3
Coding region: 683-1294 (203 amino acids)
Biological process (GO): positive regulation of tyrosine phosphorylation of STAT protein; cell surface receptor signaling pathway
Cellular component (GO): extracellular region
Molecular function (GO): cytokine activity
Source: RefSeq, a predicted model, not a curated record
UCUCUGAAGCUUGUUCCUGUGUGAGAAUGAAGAUCUUAACCCUUCAGUAUAUGUAGGUGUGUCAGAGGAACGGUUCUCUUACUAGGUCUGGUAAGGUGAGGUGAGGUGAGGUGGUGGCUCCCUCCUAGUAGGUAUGACUAUAAGAACGACGAGGGCAGAAGGCAUUUGAGAUGGGCCAGGAGGUAUGUGUUGGCAGGUGUGGCCCAAGCCUGAGGGCGCCCAUCUCGGCCUCUCACGCACCCCGCUCUCCCUCCCCAGCCAAGAAGGGCCCGCACAUUCCAGUCCUGCCAGCUGCACCCUCUCCUACCCCCCUCAAACUUCCUCAAAAAAGCAGCUCUGGCGCCAAGACUUCCUCCAGGUCGGAGCGUGAGCCUUCUCCUCCCAGCGGGACUCAGGACUGCCUCCCAGGCCCCGGCACCCCAAGCCUAGAUGUCCCAAGUCCACCCUGCACACAACCUGCCGCGCCCCUCAGGCCCCCUUCCGGACUAGGCCAGGCGAGCAGGGAGCUGAGCUCAGGGCCAAGGAAUCCCGCCUGGGGCUGCAAGGGGAGGGGGGACGGGGGGGUAGAGUGUUUGGGGUCUGAGCCCUGAUUGGCUACGACCGGGCCACGCCUCUACCCUUUUCCCCCUUCUCCCCCUCCGAAGGGGGGCGUGGAGGCAACCGGGAUCAGCCAGGGGCCAGCAUGAGCCGGAGGGAGGGAAGUCUGGACCCCCAGGCUGACUCCUCAGUUUCACCCCUUCCCCACUUGGAGGCCAAGAUCCAACAGACACACAGCCUUGCCCGCCUCCUCACCAAAUAUGCUGAACAGCUGCUCCAGGAAUAUGUGCAGCACCAGGGAGACCCCUUCGGGCUGCCCGGCUUCUCGCCCCCGCGGCCGCCGGUGGCGGGUCUGAGCGCCCCGGCCCCGGGCCACGCUGGCCUGCCGGUGCCCGAGCGCCUGCGGCUGGACGCGGCGGCGCUGGCCGUGCUGCCCCCGCUACUGGACGUCGUGCGCCGCCGCCAGGCCGAGCUGAACCCGCGGGCGGCGCGCCUGCUGCGGCGCCUGGAGGACGCGGCGCGCCAGGCCCGCGCCCUGGGCGCCGCCGUGGAGGCCGUGCUGGGCGCUCUGGGCGCCGAGACCGGCGGGCCCCGGGCCGAGCCCGCCACCGCCGCCGCCGCCGCCAUCGCCGCCGCCGCCACCGGGGGUGUCUUCCCGGCCAAGGUGCUGGGGCUCCGCGUGUGCAGCCUCUACCUCGAGUGGGUGAGCCGCACGGAGGCCGACCUGGGCCAGCUGGCGCCCGGGGGCCCGGCCUGAGUGCUCCUCGGCCUUCUCCAUCUCUCUGCCUCUUCGUCUGUGUUCUCAGACUGUCUCCAUCUCUGUUUGCUUUGUACGCUCUUGAUUUCUUUUUCUCUCUGGGACCUGCUUGUCUGCUUGUGACUUACUAUGUCCAUCGUCCCCUUGCUUCCUCCCUCUUUUUCUCCAUCGCUUGGGCCUGCCUCUUUGUGAAUCUCUUUCUCUCCCCUCUCCCCAUCUCUUCUCAUCUCAAGUAGGGGGCACCUGUCACUCUGUUUCCUUCUAUCCCUGUCUGUCCUUUCUUGGCCAGGGACAUGCCUGCUUGCCCUGUGGUGGGAGGGCUACUCCAGACAAAUUUCAGCGAUCUUCCCCCAGCAUCACUCCACCUGCUGCUCUCCCCCUCCCCAUCCCAUCCCUUGGACCCUGCCUCCAUCCCUUUGAAGUCCUUCUUCCCCUUCCUCUGCCCUAACCCUGCACCUUCCCUUCCCUUCAAGUCAGGUCUGCAGAGAGAAAAAGUCAACUUCUUAAAGAGUUUUAUUUCUGAGAAUAAGUUAAUUUUUGUAAACAAAAUGUUUAAAAAUAAAAAGAACACUAAAGUUA